Fibroporia radiculosa is the source of this 1002-nucleotide messenger RNA. RefSeq lists its product as uncharacterized. Bases 1 to 1002 code for a protein of 333 amino acids. Lineage: Eukaryota; Fungi; Basidiomycota; Agaricomycetes; Polyporales; Fibroporiaceae. Gene Ontology annotation, cellular component: cytosol. The record is from RefSeq and is a predicted model, not a curated record. Gene Ontology annotation, molecular function: NAD binding; hydroxypyruvate reductase [NAD(P)H] activity; glyoxylate reductase (NADPH) activity. The transcript is spliced from 5 exons.
AUGACUCGUGUUAUGAUAUGCGGUGAUUUGGUAUGGGCUCACAAGGAGUGCGAGGAGCUGUUGAAUGGCAUUGCAGAGGUAGUCCGCAUGGACUCGUCCGACCGAGCCGAUUUCCUCACGAGUCUUCAGCCUGGAGGAAAGUACGAAGGCAUCACUGGAUUGUAUAGGCACAACGUGUCGACGGACCGCAUAGGCGUGUUUGAUAAGGAGAUAAUCGACGGCCUCGCGGCAACCGGAGUGAAGUGGAUCGCGCACAACGGCGCUGGAUACGACCAAAUAGACGUCCUUUAUUGCAAAGAGAAAGGUAUCUUCGUCUCGAACACCCCAGGUGCUGUUGACGAUGCGACCGCAACUACGGCGCUCUACCUGCUCAUCUCCGCCCUGCGGUGCUUCUCCAGGGCCGAACGCUCUGUUCGCGCAGGAGCAUGGAAGACGACGCACUCCGCAGGCGAGGCUCAUGAUUUAACGGGACACACGAUCGCCAUCCUGGGACUGGGUGGGAUAGGUCUGCGGCUGGCAGAGUUUGUACACGCGUUCCCAAUGCGGGUCAUUUAUCACAAUCGACACAAAGUCGCUCACGUACCCGACUGGUGCGAGUACUACGGCGCUGACCGCCUCGACGAGAUGUUGGCAGAGGCAGAUGUGCUGAGCGUACAUGUGCCACUGCGUGACGACACGGUUCACUUGGUAGACGAGGCGAUGAUCCGUAAGCUGAAACCUGGUGCGGUGAUUGUCAAUACGGCGCGGGGGAAGGUUAUCGACGAGGCAGCGAUGAUUAGAGCACUCGAAGACGGCCACUUAUCGGCGGUUGGUCUGGACGUCUAUCCAGAUGAGCCGCAAGUGAACCCGCGGCUAUUCGAUUUCAAGAAUGCGACACUUCUGCCACAUAUGGGCACCGAAACGUGCGAUUCGCAGAAGAAGAUGGAGAUAAGAGCACUCUCGAACCUGAGAGACUACCUGACGAAGGGGAAAGGGAGCGAUAUCAUCCCGGAGUUCAGGUAG